UGAAAUUCAUGCUCAAAGCUUGAUUAGUACUGGGACCGCUGCCAUGAAUUCGACCGGCGUUUCCAGAAAGACUCUGUGCUCGCUCAAGAAAUUGGCAUCUUUGUGGCGAUCUGACUUCCAUGCGACCACUACCUUUGAAACAGUGGUCGCUACUGCUGCCACAUAUAUUCCAUUUUUACCGAUCCAAGAUGUGAAAUGUGGGCUUUGGUGGUCACGCUCGCUGGAUGAAGACAAAUUCUACAUUCAGGAUUGUGGCACGAAUCCUACACACUCCUGGACAUGGUCUAUCGGUGAUGUCGAGGACUUUUUUACUACCUUCGACGCUCUGCAGGAUCUUAUGGUUGUGUGCUCUGAACCUGAUGAUUGUGUCACUGUGACCGAUGCGGAACAAGAUUAUCAUGUCUGUUGGGUGGAGUUCCGACCGGCUUCGUCCCAGCGUCGACAUCCGAGUGCUGCAUGCACUUCCUUGGAGUGCAAGCAUACCUUUGAUGCACCUGGCUAUUACCGUGCUGCUUUGUCGUCACCUGUAAUCUGCGGUGAUCACGUAUUUAUCCUCUAUCACAUAGAGGUCACGAAUUGCUGCCAUUCUGAGUCUGUGUCCGGCAUGUUCUUACAAGUGAUCAAUUGGAGGAAGGGAUAUGUGAAUAGGCAUUUUUUAUGUCACAUGGAUAUCUGCAAGUUAGAUCUGUUCUAUCCAGUUGAUGAACAGAAGUUUGUCAUCAUUGGCCCGGACUCGAUAUACUUGUACACGUUACAAGGGCUCAAUGGGUCGCCUCAGUGCCGAAUCAUAUAUCACUUUCCCAAGAUCCUCCAUCUAUCAUUACACAACUCGCGCAUCAGGGUUCAUGGCCACCCAUCACUGCAUGGCAAAGCAGCACGCCCAGGACUUAUGCCGAGCCAUGUACCCUCACUGGAGUCACAUAUUAUGGUUUUAGAGUCUCCUUUCAAAGCGGGGAAACCGAAAGCUAUCCUAGUCAUCAAUAUGGCCAUCUUCUCUGACAUGGCCCUGCACUCAGAUAUGCUCGUAGAGAUUCCCUGGUCAGAUUGGGGACCUCAGUUUGCGUGCUACUUUCCGCACCACGAAAGCCACCAUAUCAGCGUGUUUGGCAGCAAAAUGGCUUAUGCUCUUCCCCAAGAUCAUAUUCCUAAUCCUGGUCAAAGACUGAAAGGGCUCUCCAGUGAGGGUUACUUCUAUGUGCAUAUCUGGGAUUUCAAUAAACGAGUCAUUGCUCGUUCGGAAAGUGUCAACGAUACUGACUCACCGGACCUUCGCAUUUGCAAGCCGGGUCAGAUGAUUGACUCCUUUGGUGAAGACAUCUUCUCGAAUCGUGCAUACAUCGCAACGGUCUGUCAUACGCCAUUUCCGACAGCUGGCUCCAGUAUAUUCUUGGAACAGGAUCGGCUUACUGUGACAUGGGCUCGGCAUGAUGAGAUUAGUAUUCGGGUCAUUUCCCCCAUUCAGAUGGAGGUUGGCCCGGACCUUACAGAAUAGACAGUUUGGUUGCCCAGUGUUAUGCUUGUAUUAUGUUUGUAUUGGAAAGUGAGUAAGAUAGGUGGGACUUAGCGAUGCCGAUGUAAUUUUACGAACAAUAUGUGUUUUGAUGACAAGCACAAUAUCGAGGUUGCUUUCGCAGUUC
Messenger RNA from Suillus fuscotomentosus, 1637 nucleotides. RefSeq lists its product as uncharacterized. The record is from RefSeq and is a predicted model, not a curated record. NCBI's taxonomy places the organism in Eukaryota, Fungi, Basidiomycota, Agaricomycetes, Boletales, Suillaceae. The transcript is spliced from 3 exons. Bases 44 to 1492 code for a protein of 482 amino acids.